GUAUUACAAACUGCAAGGAUUAAUACAGGUCGAUAGACCUCCUAUCCUUAUUACUGAAGAUUGAAGACUAAAAUCUUUGUUUGUUUAUACUGCUGUGUUUUGGCACUCAUUUACUAUUUGGAUAAAUUCUCGCUUGGGUUUUGAAUUCUCGUUAUCUAUUAUGUUCUUGUGGACACUUUUUUAAUAAUGCGAAUAUUAGGUAUUAGUACUUCCUUUAUUCUACUAUUGAAAACCAAGGCAGUAAUUUCAAUUGCAUGUAGACAUUUUCGUUCAACCUCAUGUGCGUUCAAUUCGGAUGUGGUUUUGAUUUCACAGCACAAGUCUUGUGGUAUCAUCACCCUCAACCGCCCAAAAGUCCACAACUCCCUGAAUCUUGAAAUGUUAGAAAUUAUUCAUUCCAAAUUAAAAGACUGGAACCACGAUCCAUCGGUCUCACUUGUUGUUAUAGAAGGUUCUGGUGAGAAGGCAUUCUGCGCUGGUGGUGAUGUUCGUUUUAUUGCAUCUGCUGUUCAAAAAGGAAGUCUUGCUGCUCAAGAAUUCUUUCGUAAAGAGUAUCAAUUAAAUCAUCUUAUUGGGAUAAUGACCAAACCAUAUAUUGCUAUUUUGAAUGGAAUCACAAUGGGUGGUGGUGCAGGAAUAUCAGUACAUGGAAGAUACCGUAUAGCUACGGAAAAAACAGUUUUUGCUAUGCCUGAAACAAUGAUUGGUUUUUUUCCUGAUGUUGGUGGUGGCUAUUUCCUACCACGACUUCCUCAUCCAGGACUUGGUUUAUUUUUAGCAUUAACUGGAUAUAAGUUAUCUAGCAUGAAUACUGUAUGGGCUGGUAUUGCUACACAUUUUAUUCAUUCUAAAGAUUUAUCAAACUUCAAGAAUGCACUAAUGAAUCUUGAAUUAAAGUCCACAUGUAGUCCAGAUGAUAAACCAGAAUUUUAUGACGCUAUUGACAAAGUAAUAAAUCAAUUUACUAGUGAUGUACAUAGUUAUUACCACUCUUCAAUAUCAAAUGAUCUCUUAUAUAGUCUAGACGACUUAUCAAAAAUAUUUUGCUUUUAUAAGAAUAAUGUGGAUGGCGGUGAUCAUGAGAUUCCAGUCACUAUAGAAGAUAUUCUUAUAAAAUUAUCUGAAUGUUAUCAGAAUAUAGAAAAUCAUGAGAAGGUCAUUCAUUGGGCUAAACAAACUUAUGAUAAAUUAUUGAGUUGUUCACCUACUUCAUUAAAAGUUACUUUACGUCAAUUACAGAUUGGUUCUAAAUUAUCGUUUAGUGAUGAAUUUAAAAUGGAAUAUCGCCUAUCACAAAAAAUGACUAAAAAUCCCGAUUUCUAUGAAGGUGUUCGUGCUUGUCUUAUUGAUAAAGAUAAUACACCAAAAUGGAAUCCAAAUAAUCUUACCUCAGUAGAUAUGAAUCAAAUUCAAUCAUAUUUCAAUGAACUAUCGGAAAAUGAUGAAUGGAGACCUGAAUAGUUUCUUUUAAUCUAUUUUGCAUUGUUGUUAUAACAGUUAUCAUUUUUUUAAAAACAAAAAUAUAUGUGUUCACAACUUUUACAUAUUUUGUAUUGAUUAUAUUUGUUAGAACAGUUCUACUGACCAAACUUCCUAAUAGGUCAUCCUACUGUAAAUCAAACAUACCCGUCGUUGUUUCAAAGUAAAAAACGUAAUCCAGUAGAUUAGUACACAGUUAAAAUCGCUUAUUUCUUAAUUAAACAUUUUAAACUGUUAUAACAAUUAAUAUUCCGUAAUUUAAUAUCCUUAAAAGUUAUUUAUAUGAAACUUCAUUAACUUUACAAAUAAGAUAAAUUGACUUUCUGUUUAAGGAAUAUAUUCAAUGAAUACCAGAUAUAAAUUCUAGAUUUAACUCUUCUUGUUAUUUACAUUUUACAUUCCUUCUGCACCACUCUCUCCCUCUCUCUCUCUCUCUCUUGAGAUCAGAAUAAACGUGCACCUCAAGCUACUUUGUCAUUAAAUAAUAACAUUCAAAUAGUUUCCAAUUGAAAAUUUGUUAUGAAAUUGAUUUUGUUAUAUUUUAAGGAGUAUUUAAAUCUGUAUUAAUCAAAGGACAAAAUAGAAAAAAAAAAUCACAAAGACAGUUUCUGUUUUUUUUUUGUAGAUAGUUUUGGAUCUGCCUGAAAACUAUUCAAGUUAUCUACUCUUAUGAGAGUUGCAUUUGAAAGACGUAUUUUGCAAUAUUUCGCAGGUAUUUUCAUAAAUAAAAUGAGUGAAGAGACAUUCUGGCUCAUGAUAAUUAAUUAUGUCCCUGAAGAUGAAGAGAGUAAUAACUCUCUCUGAUGUAAUAUUUCUCAGUUUAUCUUGUAGAUGGUGUUUGGAUUUUCCACUUUUUGUUAUUCUUCAUGUGGUUUGCACGCAAUUAAUGGAAGUGAUUUUGCAUUACCUCAAAGAACGUAACUAUUAAAAGUAAUCUGUUGUACGUCUUGUACGUCCGAUUAAAACUACUUAUAUACAGAAAGAUUCUUACUUACAA
Molecule: messenger RNA, 2476 nt
Organism: Schistosoma spindalis
Lineage: Eukaryota; Metazoa; Platyhelminthes; Trematoda; Strigeidida; Schistosomatidae
Source: the annotation of a GenBank genome assembly